UAAAAAAUAAAAUAUCAGAAGCAGAGAAGAAACGGGAGAAAGAAAAGGAAGGAGAGGGAGGGAAAGAAGAAGAAGAGGCUGGUUCGGAGAUGGGAAAUGAUCGUUAAACACUUAUUGAUGUAUGGUUUUUCAAUCCCUCCUUAUUUUAAAGAGCCUCUUCGGUUUCUAUAUCUCCGACAUUUUUCUUCGUUCUUUAUCAUAAUACUUGGAGGAAGGUAUACAUCCAAAACUAAAAGAGAUCAAAGGGAUUGAGGAAACAAUGAAGCCUCUCAAGGAAGUUUCAGAAAAAUAUGAGAAGAAAAUGGAAGAGUUCCUUUAUGGUCAAAACAAGUCGCUAGAAGACUUAAGCAAUCAUGUUAGUUCUCUUAUUAGUACAAAGAUUGGAGAAUCAAUUGAAAGAAAUAAUCCAUCUCCUUGUUGCACUGCAGGAUUGCCCGCAGUUGAAUUUCCCAAGUUUUCUGGUGACGGUUUUGAUGAAUGGGUUUACAAAUGCAAUGAAUUAUUUGAUUUGUAUAAAACAACGGAUGACGUAAAAGUUGAAUUGGCAUCAAUUCAUAUAGAUGGAAAGGCUCUACAGUGGCAUAGAGUGAAGAUAGAACUGUCACCUGUUAUGAAAUGGGAAGAUUACACUCAUCAGAUGGGGUUGAAGUUUGGGGCUAAAAUUCAUGGAUCUGGUAUGGAGAACGAAUCUAGAGAGACUAAUACAACCCCUCUGAACAACACAAAAUGGCCACGCCGCAGGAUAUGUAAGUUAAGAGGAACUAGUGAUGAAGAGAGCCCAAAACUAAAAGAAUCUUACCCGAGAUUUGGUCCAUUUUACCGCAACGGUAAGUCCUCGGAGUUGUAUUUUAGGGGGAGGCUUGGUAGCAUUUACUGAAAAACUCCACAGACAGGGCAGCGGUGACCAUUGAAAUUCACUUGUCUGCAAUGAAAAAGAUAGACAAAGAGGCAAGAGCUACCUAUGACGACGGCGCAGUGGAUCAUUUGUCUGGACCUGAGUUUAGAUGGAUGAUGAUUAAAGAUGGUUGUUUAUUCCUACAACUUGUGUCGUAUGUUCUUGGAGGUGCCCAGCAACUUGGCUAUACUCCUAGCCAUAUCAUAUUUGGUCAAAAGAAAAAUAACAGGUACAAGGAAAUUAAAGAUGGAUUGAGGCCAUGUUCUUUGUUGGAAACCAAAUUCCAUUCAUAGUGCUCAAGGAAUUAAUGAAGCAAAGCUAUUUCAGGAAUGUAAUAGAGAGAGGAAAAUGGGAGGAACCGUCAGAUUUGUGUAGGAUAGCUUUGUAUCAAUUAUUAUUGUUGCCAGCACAAUAAACUCACGACUCUAGACCAUUACUGCAUAGACAUUCUAGCAAGGCCGGUCCUGUGAUUUUCGGGGCCUAAGGCGAACUCAAAAAAUUAGGCCUCCCCAAAUGAGCAAAAAUGCAAAAUCCAACAGUGUAUUAUGCAACAUAUUGCUAAUAUAGA
Molecule: messenger RNA, 1463 nt
Organism: Olea europaea var. sylvestris
Lineage: Eukaryota; Viridiplantae; Streptophyta; Magnoliopsida; Lamiales; Oleaceae
Exons: 2
Coding region: 260-877 (205 amino acids)
Source: RefSeq, a predicted model, not a curated record